Messenger RNA from Thermothielavioides terrestris NRRL 8126, 2959 nucleotides. RefSeq lists its product as uncharacterized. The coding region runs from base 304 to 2637 and encodes 777 amino acids. Gene Ontology annotation, molecular function: RNA binding. Lineage: Eukaryota; Fungi; Ascomycota; Sordariomycetes; Sordariales; Chaetomiaceae. Gene Ontology annotation, cellular component: ribonucleoprotein complex. The record is from RefSeq and is a predicted model, not a curated record. The transcript is spliced from 3 exons.
CAAGCGCGUUGCGGAAAAAAAAAUCUGUCCUUGCAGGUGCCAUCUUGCCCUCUUCCUUCCUCUUUCCAUCGCACGAUCAACAACCCUCCGUCUUCCCCCGGAUUUUUUUCCAACCCUUCCAGAAAAGAGUCAGAUCAGCUCGACAAACCGUCACUGGUUCUGUUCUCAUCUGCUCCUUUCUGACCUUUCAACAAAAAAUCUGAUUCAAAAAAAUUUGAAAACCACAAAAAAAAUCCCGAUACCUACCUAUCAACCAGAAAACCAAAAAAAGAAAACCAAAAAAAGUUCAACCAUACCAUCGAAAUGGCCGCUCCCGUUGCCCCCGGCGCUGUCGACCGGCUUGCCGCUGAUCUCGGCAACACCAGCCUCAAUGGCGGCGACAAUCGCACCCCGGCCAUCAAUACCAAUGUGGCUCCUGGCGAGUACCAGACGGCAGAGACCGACACGGCCGGCCCGACCCCGAGCUCGACUGCUCCUCACCCGCAGUCUUCGGCCUCCCUCUACGUCGGCGAGCUGGACCCGUCUGUGACCGAGGCCAUGCUCUUCGAGCUGUUCUCCCAGAUCGGCUCUGUCGCCUCGAUCCGCGUCUGCCGUGAUGCCGUCACCCGCCGCUCGCUUGGCUACGCCUAUGUCAACUACAACUCGACCCAGGAUGGCGAGAAGGCGCUUGAGGAGCUCAACUACACGCUCAUCAAGGGCCGCCCGUGCCGCAUCAUGUGGUCCCAGCGUGACCCUGCUCUGCGCAAGACCGGCCAGGGCAACGUGUUCAUCAAGAACCUCGAUGUCGCCAUCGACAACAAGGCCCUCCACGACACCUUUGCUGCUUUCGGCAACAUCCUGAGCUGCAAGGUUGCCCAGGACGAGAACGGCAACUCCAAGGGGUACGGUUUCGUGCACUACGAGACCGACGAGGCUGCUGCCCAGGCCAUCAAGCACGUCAACGGCAUGCUCCUGAACGAGAAGAAGGUCUAUGUCGGCUACCACAUCCCCAAGAAGGAUCGUCAGAGCAAGUUCGAGGAGAUGAAGGCCAAUUUUACGAACGUGUACGUCAAGAACAUCAAUCACGAGGUCACCGAAGAGGAGUUCCGCGAGCUGUUCGCCAAGUACGGCGAGGUCACCUCGUCGUCCCUUGCCCGCGACAACGAGGGGAAGAGCCGCGGUUUCGGCUUCGUCAACUUCACUACCCACGCCAGUGCUGCCAAGGCCGUCGAGGAGCUCAAUGGCAAGGAGUUCCGCGGCCAGGAACUCUACGUCGGCCGUGCUCAGAAGAAACACGAACGCGAGGAGGAGCUCCGGAAGUCCUACGAGGCUGCUCGCCUCGAGAAAGCUAACAAAUAUCAAGGCGUCAACCUGUACAUCAAGAACUUGGCCGACGAUGUCGAUGACGACAAGCUGCGCCAGAUGUUCUCCGAGUUCGGCCCCAUCACCUCCGCCAAGGUGAUGCGCGAUGCUCCCCCCGAGCCCCCUGCUGGCUCCGAGGGCGAUAAGGAGGGCAAGGAUAAAGAGAACAAGAAGGAGAGCGAGAAGGAGGGCGAGGGCGAGGCUGCCGAGAAGAAGACCGAGAAGAAGGUCGAGCGCAAACUGGGCAAGAGCAAGGGCUUUGGCUUUGUGUGCUUCAGCAAUCCGGAUGACGCCACGAAGGCCGUCGCCGAAAUGAACCAGCGCAUGGUCGAUGGCAAGCCGCUCUACGUCGCUCUUGCUCAGCGCAAGGACGUGCGCAAGAGCCAACUUGAGGCCAGCAUUCAGGCUCGCAACCAGCUCCGCAUGCAGCAGGCCGCUGCCCAGGCCGGCCUGCCCCAGCAAUACAUGCAGGCGCCCGUCUACUACGCUCCUGGCCAGCAGCCCGGUUUCCUGCCUCCUGGAGGCCGCGGCAUGCCGUUCCCGCAGGGCGGUAUCGGUAUGCCUGCUGUGCAGGGCGGCCGCCCCGGACAGUUCCCUCCCUAUGCCCAGCAGGGCGGUCGUGGCGGCAUGCCUCAGCAGCUCCCCAUUUAUCCUCUCGGCCAGUUCCCCCCCGGCACCUAUCCUCAGCCGAACAACCCGCAAUUCCUUGCGGCCAUUCAGCAGGUCCAGCAGCAAGCCGCCGCCCUUGGCACCGGACGUGGCGGUCCUGGCGGUCGUGGUAUGCAGGGUAUGCCCAUUCCGCAGGGCAUGCCUGGCGGUCCUGGCCUUGCCGGCUACCCCCCGAAUGGUAGGCCCCAGAACGGCAACAUGGCUGGUCGUGGCGGUCCUAACCGCGGCGGCAGCUUCGCUGCUGGCCGUGGCGGUGUCCCCCCUGCCGGCCCUGUUGGCGCGACCGGCGAGCUCAGCGCCACCGCCCUCCUGCAGUCGCAGCUCGCAGCCACCACGAACAUUCACGCGCAGAAGCAGAUUCUCGGUGAGAAUCUCUUCCCCAAGAUCCAGGCCAUCCAGCCGGAGCUGGCCGGCAAGAUCACCGGCAUGCUGUUGGAGAUGGACAACAACGAGCUUGUACACCUGCUUGAGGACGAGGCUGCGCUGCUCGCCAAGGUCAACGAAGCCAUGGCUGUCUACGACGAAUACGUCAAGUCGCAGCAGGGUGCGGGUGCUGCCCCCGGCGCAGGGCCGGCCGGGGCUGAGGCCGACAAGUCCAAGGAGGAGAAGGCCGAGGAAAAGGCCUAAGGACCUUCCUUCGGGGUCUUUCGUCUUUCUCAAUCCGGUUAUUUAUGCGUUUUCGGUUCUGGUCGGUCGGGAAAAGUUUUGAUACCAGCUUAGCAGCACGAUGUAUCCGGUCUGCACCACGAUGCGGACGGGAUACGAGCCCAUGGUCAGGUGUAUCUGGCUCAUAUUGCUACGGGAAGACGAUGACAUGUCGGACGACGGAUUAUCACGGCAUCUUGCUACGGCAUUGCUACGGCACUGCUACGUCAUGGUCAUGUAUUUGAUAGACUUGCGUAUGAUGGAGGCGGCCGUCUCCACGGACUGGGCGGGAUGUUAUCGGCCG